AUGUCGACCAGCAGCAGUCCAGUGUAUCUGAUUGGUGUGGAUGUUGGAACGGGCAGUGCACGGGCGGCACUGGUUACCGGCAAGGGGGAAGUGCUGCAGACCUGCGUGAAGCCGAUACAAACCUGGAACACGCAGCCAAACUACUACGAACAAUCGUCGGACGAUAUUUGGUCAGCGGUUUGCGAGUGUGUCAAGAACGUUACCUCCGGAUAUGCGAAGGAGCAGAUUAAAGGCAUCGGGUUCGAUGCCACCUGUUCACUCGUUGUUCUCGAUGGCCAGAUGCAACCGCUAACCGUCUGCCCGUCCUCGAAGGACAACCAGCGCAACGUGAUCCUCUGGAUGGACCAUCGGGCGGAGGAGGAGGCCCGCUUCAUCAACGCAACGCACCACCAAAUGCUCAACUACGUCGGGGGCAGCAUUUCGCUCGAGAUGGAAGUGCCGAAGCUGCUGUGGCUCAAGCGAAACAUGCACGACGCGGUGUGGACGAAGGUCGGGGCAUUUUACGACCUUCCCGACUACCUGACAUUCCGUGCCACUGGUGCCGAUUGCCGAUCGAUUUGCUCGGCCGUCUGCAAAUGGAACUACGAUGCAGAGGAUCGAUGCUGGUCGGAAGAUUUCCUACAAACGAUCGGUUUGGUCGAUGAUCUACGCGUCGACAGCUGGGGGCUGAUUGGGACGCACGUUGCAAACCCGGGUGCAGCGAUCGACGGAGGACUUUCGCGGCAAGCGGCCCAAGAGCUGGGGUUAAACCCUGGCACGGCAGUUGCUAGUUCGAUGAUCGAUGCUCAUGCGGGAGCGUUGGCACUGCUCGGCUGCGAAGGACCUCCGGGAAGAGCGGGUGAUGGCGGCAGUCUCACCUCCAAGAUGGCCAUCAUUUGCGGAACGUCCUCGUGCCAUAUGAGUCUUACCAAGCGACCGGUACUGGCUCCAGGGAUAUGGGGCCCGUACAAGCAUGCGAUCAUCCCGGAUCUGUACCUGAACGAGGCAGGCCAGAGUGCGACGGGCGUACUGAUCGAUUACAUGCUUCAAACGCACCCGUGCUACGACCAGCUGCUUAAAGAGCACGGCGGUUCCAAUGGGAAGAUUUAUGCCUUUCUCAACACAUUCCUAGAUGAGUUGGCAAAAAAGCAGGGUGAAAGUUCCGUUCACCGACUAACGAUCGAUCUGCACGUUUGGCCCGACUUUCACGGCAAUCGGUCGCCUCUGGCCGAUCCUAAUCUGAAGGGUAUGAUAUCGGGUCUAACGAUGACGAAGGAUGUGCAAAACUUGGCGCUUAUUUAUCUUGCUCUCAUGCAAGCACUAGCGUACGGAACACGACACAUACUACAGGUGCUGGAAGCUUCUGGACGCGAACCAAUCACGUCGAUACUGCUGUGCGGUGGUUUAAGCAAGAAUUCUCUCUUUGUACAAACGCAUGCCGACAUUUGUUCUGUUCCAGUGCUGCUGCCCAGCGAACCGGAAGCUGUACUGCUCGGUUCGGCAAUGAUGGGAGCGUAUGCGGCUGGGCUAUACGAUAGUUUGGAGCUAGCAGCAAGUGGCAUGGGCGGUAGUGCUGUGGUGGUCAAACCGGACCUGAGGGACAGCACUCGCGACUAUCACGAGCGAAAGUAUCGCGUUUUCCAACGGAUGUACCUGGACCAGCGUGGCUAUGAACGUAUUAUGAAAGGUUAACUAAGCCGUUUCGUCAUCGCAAUCAUUCCACGUUAAACGCUUGCCAUUCCGAGCCCAACCUUUGCGCAAUAUAUUAUCAACGUAUCUUUAGUAAGUAACACACAGUAAGCCAUUGUCAGGUGCAAAGUUAAAAGUAAACAUCUGGUAACUACAUUUACAAUGCGCACAGUUACGAAAUAAACGCGGCCGCUUUGGUUUCGAUCACCGUUCGGCACACCGGA
This is a messenger RNA of Anopheles arabiensis, 1892 nucleotides long. RefSeq names its product FGGY carbohydrate kinase domain-containing protein. Gene Ontology annotation, molecular function: phosphotransferase activity, alcohol group as acceptor; kinase activity. Gene Ontology annotation, biological process: carbohydrate metabolic process. Lineage: Eukaryota; Metazoa; Arthropoda; Insecta; Diptera; Culicidae. Bases 1 to 1671 code for a protein of 556 amino acids. The transcript has 4 exons. The record is from RefSeq and is a predicted model, not a curated record.